Messenger RNA from Cyprinodon variegatus (sheepshead minnow), 4216 nucleotides. It is a transcript of the gene ap1b1, whose product is annotated as adaptor related protein complex 1 beta 1 subunit. The transcript has 23 exons. Lineage: Eukaryota; Metazoa; Chordata; Actinopteri; Cyprinodontiformes; Cyprinodontidae. Bases 160 to 3030 code for a protein of 956 amino acids. Gene Ontology annotation, molecular function: clathrin binding. Gene Ontology annotation, cellular component: membrane coat; clathrin adaptor complex. Gene Ontology annotation, biological process: vesicle-mediated transport; intracellular protein transport. The record is from RefSeq and is a predicted model, not a curated record.
CCAGUCCCCCAGCUCUGUACACAGCAAAGCCAUCCUAAAUGAAUGAAGGCUGACGUUGCCUCAUAGUUGUUCGAGGACGGAAAUAAAACAAGUGGGAGGAGACGAAGGCCACCAGCUCCUACUACGCCUGAAACGGAGAACCGACAGUUUGGAUCCAAAAUGACAGACUCCAAGUAUUUCACCACCACCAAGAAAGGGGAGAUUUUUGAGCUCAAGGCGGAGCUGAACAGUGAUAAGAAAGAGAAGAAGAAGGAGGCUGUGAAAAAGGUCAUUGCAUCGAUGACUGUGGGGAAGGAUGUCAGUGCUCUGUUUCCAGAUGUGGUGAACUGCAUGCAGACUGACAACCUAGAGCUGAAAAAGCUGGUCUACCUCUAUCUAAUGAACUAUGCCAAAAGUCAACCAGACAUGGCUAUCAUGGCUGUUAACACCUUUGUGAAGGACUGUGAAGACCCCAACCCACUCAUCCGUGCCCUCGCCGUUCGAACCAUGGGCUGCAUUCGUGUGGAUAAGAUCACUGAGUACCUAUGUGAGCCGCUGAGAAAAUGUCUGAAGGACGAAGACCCCUAUGUGAGGAAGACUGCUGCAGUGUGUGUGGCAAAGCUGCAUGAUAUCAACGCCCAACUAGUGGAGGACCAAGGCUUUUUGGACACGCUAAAAGAUCUCAUUUCAGACUCCAACCCCAUGGUCGUAGCAAAUGCGGUGGCAGCGCUGUCUGAAAUUGCAGAGUCACAUCCCAACAGCAACCUGCUGGACCUAAACCCUCAAACUAUAAACAAGCUGCUGACGGCUCUUAAUGAAUGCACAGAGUGGGGACAGAUAUUUAUUCUAGAUUGUCUGGCAAAUUACACACCACGGGAUGAUCGUGAGUCCCAAAGCAUCUGUGAGCGCGUUACCCCACGGCUCUCUCAUGCCAACUCAGCGGUGGUUUUGUCAGCAGUUAAAGUUUUAAUGAAGUUCAUGGAAAUGCUCCCAAAAGACCUCGACUAUUAUGGCACUUUGCUGAAGAAGCUUGCCCCCCCUCUGGUCACGCUGCUGUCUGCUGAGCCUGAGCUGCAGUAUGUUGCACUUAGAAACAUCAACCUUAUUGUGCAAAGAAGACCAGAAAUCCUGAAACAUGAAAUGAAGGUUUUCUUUGUCAAGUACAAUGACCCAAUCUAUGUCAAAUUGGAGAAAUUGGACAUAAUGAUUCGCCUUGCAUCUCAGGCCAACAUUGCUCAGGUGCUGGCGGAGCUGAAGGAGUAUGCCACUGAGGUAGAUGUGGACUUUGUGCGUAAAGCAGUCAGGGCCAUCGGCCGCUGUGCCAUCAAAGUGGAGCAAUCAGCAGAGCGCUGUGUCAGCACACUGCUGGAUCUCAUACAGACCAAGGUCAAUUAUGUGGUUCAGGAGGCCAUAGUUGUCAUCAAGGACAUCUUCCGCAAGUACCCCAACAAGUAUGAGAGCGUGAUUGCCACUCUGUGUGAGAAUCUUGAUUCCUUGGAUGAGCCAGAGGCACGCGCCGCCAUGAUCUGGAUUGUGGGAGAGUACGCUGAGCGCAUUGACAAUGCUGAUGAGCUUCUCGAAAGCUUUCUGGAAGGUUUCCAUGAUGAAAGCACUCAGGUGCAGCUGCAGCUACUGACUGCAAUUGUCAAGUUGUUCCUAAAGAAACCCACAGAGACCCAGGAGUUGGUGCAGCAGGUUCUCAGCCUGGCCACACAGGAUUCUGAUAACCCAGACCUCAGGGACAGAGGCUACAUCUAUUGGCGUCUGCUCUCUACAGACCCUGUUGCUGCCAAGGAGGUGGUUCUGGCUGAGAAGCCUCUGAUCUCUGAGGAGACCGAUCUGAUUGAGCCGACUCUGCUGGAGGAGCUAAUCUGCCACAUUGGCACUCUGGCUUCCGUCUACCACAAGCCUCCCAGUGCCUUCGUAGAGGGCAGCCGUGGAGUUCAGCACAAGAGACUCCCAGGCAGUGCUGGAUCUGGAGAGAGUGUUGAGAGCCCAGACACAGGAUCUGCAGCUGGAGUUCCAGAUGCCCCCCCUGCUGUUAUCCCAUCUCAGGGAGACCUCCUGGGUGAUCUACUCAAUCUUGAUCUGACACCUCCAGCCACCAGUGGACCGCCACCACCAGCCACGUCUGGCCUGCAGCUGGGUGCCAUGGACCUUCUUGGAGGAGGACUGGACAGCCUGAUGGGGGAUGAGUCUGAGCCGCUUGGAGGAGACCUUGGAGGAGGCUCUGCUAUGGGAGCCGGUUUUGGUGCCCCUCCAGCUGCUACUGCAGCCCCAUUCAGUGCCCCUGUAAGCGGGGGACUGGAUGACCUGUUUGAUCUUGGAGGUGGAGUCGGUAUGCCCAUGGGAGCCUACAGCCCACCUAAAACAGUUUGGCUGCCAGCUAUGAAAGGCAAGGGGCUCGAAAUAUCUGGCACCUUUGCUCGCCGUGGUGGCGUCAUCCAAAUGGAGAUGACUCUCACCAAUAAAGCGAUGAGUGUCAUGACUGAUUUUGCCAUCCAGUUUAACAGGAACAGUUUUGGUCUUGCUCCAGCUGGUCCUCUCCAGGUCCUGACCCCCCUAAGCCCCAAUCAGAGCAUUGAAGUGAGCCUUCCUCUCAGUACCGUCGGCCCUGUAAUGAAGAUGGAUCCCCUCAACAAUCUGCAGGUGGCUGUUAAGAACAACAUUGACGUGUUUUACUUCAGCUGCCAGUACCCCAUCAGCAUGCUGUUUGUUGAGGAUGGGAAGAUGGAGAGACAAGUUUUCCUCGCCACAUGGAAAGACAUUCCUAAUGACAACGAGGCCCAGUUUCAGAUUAAAGAUUGCCAUCUCAGCUCGGAUGCAGCCUCCAGCAAACUUCAGGGUAGCAACAUCUUCACCAUAGCUAAGCGUACAGUGGACGGCCAGGACAUGCUGUAUCAGUCUGUAAAGCUCAGCAACGGAAUCUGGGUUCUGGCUGAGCUGAGAGUGCAGACGGGAAACCCGAUUUUCACAGUGUGUCUGAAGUGCAGGGCUCCAGAGGUUUCUCAGUGCGUGUUCCAGAGCUACGAGGCGGUGCUGAAGAACUGAUCCAAAAAGCCGAGCACCCGGUCAGCAGCUGCUUCACCAACACCGCAGCACCUUCUGCUCUCCCUUCACCGGCGUCCCAACCAACUCAUACAGUCCUUAUCUAAAAGGCUGCACCGUCUGCUCCUUUAUUGAGGCACUUUUAGUUUCUGAAAAGACAGCAUUGAUUUGAGCUACUCAAUCUUUAUUCACUUUUUAGCUUCAGGGUUUUGUCUUUAGCAAAAUUAUUAGAACAUCUCUUGUCUGCUUUGCUUUUCUUUCAAAACGACCCGUAUUCAUUAGGGGCCAGAUGGUGACCUGACUUCUGUCCUUCUAACUUCCACAGCAUGUGGCUCUACAAUCAUUUUCUAUCCCCACUUCUCUGCAAACUUCACUCUAUUUUUAGCGCCUGCAAUCAGCAGGUGAACCAUCAGAUUCAGCAUAUUUAUUAGGGGGUGCAUUUAGGUUGUGGUGCUGGUGAAAGAGGCAAGUGUCAGGUGGACACAUAAAUACUUAAACUACACUAUAGUGAUUUUAUAAAGCUUUCUUUAGUGUCUGUGUGGAGCAGUGGAUUUGGAUCUACUACCCCUAAAAGCAGAAUGUCUGUCUGACGUGUGCAUAGAAAUCUGUGUGUUUUUUCUUAAAUUUUUACAUCAAUAUCUUGACAUUUAUAGAGUAGCAGCAGGUGUCAGCCCAUUGCUCUCAUGCUUCGUCAUUCCAUGCUUUAUUUUGUGUUUUGUAUUCUUGCUGUCGGUCUCCGUGAAGCAGACUGGAAGAGAGCCUCUGGGUCCUUUUUUUUUUGUGUCCUGUCUGUUCCUGCGUCAGCAACGGCCUCUCGGGCUCUCUGCCACUCUGCUCCUCUUCCUCUGAAUCCUCGCUGCAGCUCUCCACCGAAGAUGAAGGCCCAGGUGACACAAACUGAUGUCAUCUGUUACAGAUAAGAGCAUACAUGUAGGUAGAACACAGUCUCACCUGAAGGGGGGCUCAUUUGUUUUCCGGGUCGUCACACUGAAGCCCUUUGUCUCAGUGGCAUAAUUGCACCUUCUCUACUUGGUGAAAGGCUGUGUAUUCUUUGUGUGCAGUGACAGAUGAUUACGAUGACAUGCUGCGUUAAUUAAUCAGAUGUUUAAUCAGAUGUUUUUUGAUUUACUUAAUUUUGCUGUAUGUGUUCAUCUAAAAAGACACACAAAAAAAACAAUUAAAAGUCCUG